GCCACAUUUAACCUGUUUUCUCAAGAAUCUCAACUUUCCUUCACCAACUUCAAACCAUGAGUUACCCAGGCAACUACGGAUCGUAUAAUCAAUAUCCUCCUCCACCUCCUCAGCAACAACAGUAUCCCCCUCCUCCGCAACAUAAUGCGCCUUAUCCACCACCACCUCCAAAUUCACGGGGUCAUUAUCCGCCUCCUCCGCAGCAACAGGUACUCAGCCCGUCUUACAGCUAGUAGUGCCAACUGCUUUUUUUAACUCGUACCUAAUCACUAGUUUGCACCGCCCCCAUAUCCUCCACCUGGCGGCGGUGGGUCAUACGGUCCUCCCAGUGGUAGCCCAUACCCCCCUCCUCCUCCUCAGAGUGGACAGAUAAGACCUCCACCAUACUCAG
This is a messenger RNA of Umbelopsis ramanniana AG, 391 nucleotides long. RefSeq lists its product as uncharacterized. NCBI's taxonomy places the organism in Eukaryota, Fungi, Mucoromycota, Umbelopsidomycetes, Umbelopsidales, Umbelopsidaceae. Bases 57 to 233 code for a protein of 58 amino acids. The record is from RefSeq and is a predicted model, not a curated record. The transcript has 3 exons.